CAUCUACCAAAGGUAUUCCAAUGCCAAUUUCCAAAUCAUAUGGGGAAAAAAAUUUGAGUCAUUGGACUUGUGAGGUCCUUACAAGAAAAUUACUUAUCUAUUAAUUAUCUUCACAGGGUAUCUAAAAUGCCAGAUUCUGAAGUCGGAAGUGAUACCUCCUCAUGCUAUAUCCCUAGGUUCCCCACCGAAGUUACUGAAGUAAUUCUAUCAAAAUGUGAUGGAGCGACUCUCUUGGCAGCUAAGGCAGGGGACAAUAUAUGUGCUAGAAUUAUUGAUACGAGAAUUAACUGGCAGCAAAGAUGUAUGAGUGAGAUUCCAGAGUGUUUACGUGAGGAACUGCUUCUUCAAAUGUAUCCAAAAUAUUGGUUCACAGAUAACGUCAACUGGCCAACCGUAUUUGAGACAUGGGUAAAGUGGAAUAAAUUUUUCACUAACCUGGGUAAAUCAAGUGAAGUGCAGAGAAUGGAAGAACCACCUUACAGCAUCAAUUGUGUUGAAGUAUCGGGUGAUGUUGCUUUUGUCGGUCAUGCACAAGGUGUUCAAUCUUAUAACUUGACGUCAGGUGAAUCAACUGUCAUUUUCCAUGGAAUUGCUGUUGACUCCAUGGAACUAUUCACACAACCUGGUGCUCCUACGCAUGACAACGAAAUAUUAAAGGGAUGCCUUCACGACAAAUUGGAUUUAUAUUUGAAGCCUCGAUUUCAUAAUGUAAUUGACCUAAGAAAGAGAUAUCAUCACUCUCGCAGUUAUAACCCUGUGCGGGAGAAGGUGUUGACAAAGUACUGCAAAAAUGCCACUCUCCACCUCAAAGAAUCCGAAUAUAAUAACUAUUUUUCAAGUGGAGACUUAAUACUGCUGUCGGGUGAAGACGUUUACUCAGUUCCAUCUGAUUGCGACAAUUCAAAAGGCAUUUGUCUAUAUAAUAACACGAUUUCAUACUUUGUUAAGAGUUCACCUCUUGUCAUGGCAGCAUUAAACUUUAAGUUGGAGAGAGUCUCCUCUUGUUUCUCUGCAGACAUGAAGUCACGGCCAAUUGAUUGUGCUUGUGGCUGUCUGCGCGCAAUGGCAUUUAAGUUGAAAACCUGGAAAUGCGGAAUGUUCUUUGCCAUCAGUAUGUGCAAUAGGCUUUACAUGAAUUUGAGAAAUUCAAGCAUCUAUGUGUAUUUGAAAGAAAAGGUCAUUACAGCCAUUGAGUUAUUUCAAAAUUUCCUCAUUUUGGGAACAGAUGUCGGAUAUUUAUUCCUGUAUCAAAUUCAAAAACUGGAAGAUCUUCUCCAAUUUGACUUUAAUAGCCCCAUUCACCGAAUUGAUGUGGAUGACUCUGCAAUUAUUGCCAUUCAUAGUUACCAAAAAAAUUGUACUCCUGGUCUUGCAGUGGCAACUCGAUCUUGUCUUUAUCGGAUCACAGCCAACGUCUAAGUAUUUUUAUGUUUCCCAGGCUUCUUUUUAAGCCUUAAAAAUUUAAGGCCUUGAAAUAUCUUUAAAAUCACUGUCAGUAGCCACCUUGUUGCAUGAAAACCAUUUCAAAACCCUAAUCCUAGCUGCUGUUGGUGCAAAUGCUGUAGCAAUUACAGUAAGACCUCAAUUUAUCGGAUUUCACAGGACCGGAGGCCGAACCCGAUAAAUCGCGGAAUCCACUAAAUCGUGCUAGUGGGUCCUGCUGAAGGGACCGGAGGAUCGAUCCGUUAAAUUGCGAUCCGAUAAUUCGAGGUCUUACUGUAAAGUGAUUGAAUAUCCCAUCAAAAAAAUCAUUAAUUCUAGGAGGUGAGUUCUCUUUAAACAAAUUCUUGAAAUAUUUAAAGUGAGAAACCCUUUCCAAGUAUUCUUCUAUUCUUGUAAAAAUUGAAUUGUGUAUUUUUGCACGUUUUUUAUGAGCUUUUUAGUUCAUCUCUUUGCUCAUUUUUAGUUAUCUAUGUUGCAUUGUUUUUAUGUUACAUUGUGUUGCACUGUAACCUUACGUCCUAAAUCAAUUUAAACAAUUUCUAGAAUCUAACAAUACUUCGAAGCCAAAUUGUUUCCUUCUAUUCAUAGAUUACACAUAAUUUUGUAUCAAAGAAGAGUGGGAGGGUUCCUUCCUUUGUAAAUUUGAAGUGUUUUUUAUAGAAAGUGUCAUCACUCUUCAAAAAGUGCACAGUGGUCAUUCCCAGCACUAGUUGUUGGUCUUGAAUGAAAUGAAAUGUUGUCAAGUUCAUCAAGACAAUACAAGGAUUUCUUCUCGACUUCGCAACAUCAUUUUUCUUUUUACUCGGGUCAUCAGUGACCUUUAUAGUGAUUCGCAUUCCGGUUUGAGAAUGAAGUGGUAGAAUCACAUUCCUAUGGUAAAAUUAUAAAAAUGCGGAUUUCGAUUGCAGUGUUUCAAAAUUUCUAUUGUUUCUUAAUUUUCGUUUUACAAAAUAUUCCUGGAUAUUUUCGCCCAAAAUUUUCAGAGUAUAUUCUUGGAGGAGUAAAAGAAUCACUUAAAAUUGUAUGUUCUAAUGAUGAGUUUUCCUCCAAGAAAGUAAGCAAAUUCAUGUAUAUCUGGAAAAUAGAAAAUCCGCAACAUCAUUAAUUGAAGUGGAUGAUUUGGUAGUUUUACCACCAAUUUGCUUUUUUUGAAAGUAAUGAUCUCUAUUAAUUUUUUUUGUUUUUGUAUUUUUACAAUGCGAGAAUACUGUAUAUUUUCGAAGACAACUAAUCCAAAAGACUUUCUGCUCAAUGAAGUAUUUUAGCAUUCAAAAAUCCCUGUGAUUUGAGUUUUCAGAGGUGGCGAAAAUAAGCUGUUGCCACAUGUACAUCUAAUUAACGUGCUGUGGAAUCCAAAAACCUGACACGUGGCACACAGUUUUGCAACAAUUGCAACAAAUAAGAGCACUUGCAACUCAGAUGAGGCCGCCUGUUUCUGAUAGCUUUGCCACUAUCAAAGAGCUUAACUGAAUCGGUUAAAAACGGCAUAAUAGUUACCAGCAAUAAUUUGUUUGAAAACCUCUAGCCGAGGUACCACAAGUGCCAUUUGUGCUCAGUCACUAUGUUGCCAAACUUAUCAAACUCGGCCAAUUUUUUUAUGGAAAAACUAAUGGACAAAAUCACUUAAAAAUGUUACCUAAUAUUUCUUGGGUCAUUUAGAUAAUCCUUGAAAUUUUCAUGAAAGUAUGCAUAUGCAAAAGGGUUAAAUAAGAAAUCAAAACAUUAUUGAGAUUUCCUGCAACAUAGCGUCCAAGCAUUAAUGUCGCUUGUGAUACUUUGGUCAGAAGCUGACGAUAAUAUCUUUAUUUUUCAUACUUUAUACUUAAUACUUAAAUAUUUCUCCUGGCAUAUAUAUGGAAAAUUAGAAAGGGAAAGAAAUUGGGAUAAAACAAUUUUUGUUCUAAUGCCUUAAUCAAGACUGGUAACUAAUUUAUACUCACCCAUCGUCCUGUAUUUCAUUGGGCACUAUUUGGAUGUUGUCCUCGUUGGUAUAAGGUUCAAAUUCUCAAGGCCUUGAUGCUCAUAAAUCCACAACAUUUUAACCAUUUUAUCUUUGACUGUUAGAUUCCUUAGGACAAGAAUGUCAAGUGAACAUCAAACUUAAGUGUUCAACUGGAAUCUUGAAAACUUUGGAUAGACUUUUGAAAAUCUGUGGUUGAAGGAGAGAAAGAUCAGAUCGGUAACAAGAGACUGCGAUAUUUCCCUCUUUCAUGAGCAGUUAAGGCCUCAAACUUUCUCACUCGUUGACUGGUUUCACUUCGUAGGAUAAAUAAAAACCAUUUCACUUAGCUUCUUCAAAAACUUUUUUCACAUUUGAACCAAAGUGUAUUACCUUACCUAUUUAAAAAAAAAGAGAGAGAAGAAAGAGACAAAUUUUAGCAUUUGUUAGUGAUAGUCAACUAUGUUGAAUGUAAGAUCUCGAAAGGGCCCCUAGACAAAAUUUAAAUUUGAGCACUAUGAAACUUAUAUUCUCUUUAAACUUGCUGGAAAAAACAAAUCACUCAACAGAAAACUUGAAAAUCAACUCCUAAACAAGAUAUGAAUGUUCACAGUUAACAUUGGUUAAAUGGAAAAAUACAAAUGAUGUAAUUCGUAUAAUCUAACUUCCAUUUUAUCUGUGUUGAAAGGACUUGUUAAUAUGUUGCUCAGGAGUUGAGUCCAAAACUUCCCGUUGAGUGAAUUAUUUUUGACAUAAGAUUUUACACAAAUAGACACAUGAGGUAUAUUUCUGGCUUAGACCUUGUCUUGUCGCCCAUUAAGUAUGACUUUAUUAGGCCUUGCUGUGCAUUAUUUUUGUAGCAUUCUUUUAAAUUUUUGUUGAAGCUAUUUUUUCAUUGUUUGCUCAGGUAAUGUUAACAGAAAGUUUAUAUGUACAAAGUGUUCUCAUGGUAAACUAGGACUGAGUAAUUUUUUGUAAGUAAGCGAGUUCUCAACUUUAUUGAAUGAUGACUCAUGAGAGUUUUACAAUGUUAUAUCUCAGAGCAUGUGAGUAAGAUUGUAACUCCAAUUUUUCCUAAAGAAUAAUGACUAAAUUCAGGUAUUUAUCCACAGUUGAGAAGAAGUCAUGUGUAAUGGAGUUUAUCUAGUAUAUUUUCAAGAUUUUCUAUUCCUUUUUUUAUGUUAUUCUGAGGUAUGACAGGAUCUUCACUCCUCUUCACCUUUGACUUUUUCUAUCUCAUUCUUAUGGAAGGGAAUUCAAAGUAUAAAUUGUUUUUGAUAAUCAAAUCAAAUCUUAAAGGCUACAAUCGUGAACCCGCAACAGUUCUGAUAUGCCAUGAAAUUAUUCUCAAAAAAAUGCAACAAUUUGUUUUUUAUAUUUGUAUUUUUUUAAAGAAACGUAUUUUACAAUGAUUUGAUCACAUUUCUUCCGUAUUAUUGUAGCUUUAGGUUUUGAAAAGACCAGUACAUAUACCAAAUCCACCAGUCUCAAAUCUGAUCUCCAUAAGAGAUUGUUUUUUUAUUUUUCAUAAAUUAACGUAAGCAAAUUGUUUCCAAAUUAACUUAAUUUUAGCCCUUAAAAAUACCAGUACUUCCAAUGCCAAAUGCAGUGUUCCUAAAUUUCACGAAACGAACUAGCUUCAUUCAUCGAUUUUUUUUUCAAAUAAGCUUCUUUUAUUUGGACACGUUAUUUCAAAUAAUAUGCUUAGAAUUGGAUUGUUUUUAUUUUUAAGAUUUACAAACCUUACAAUAUUUCAAAAUCUAAUGAUUAUAAUAAAUCCUCGAAAGACUUAUUCUUUAAAUGAACCUUCUCAGUCUUUAAAUUAGCUCUAUAUUUUAAUUUUUAAGACACUCUGAGAGGAAGUACUAAAACUUAUUGUUGAGAUUCAUUUAUCAGAUGCUUGAUCUCAUCUGCGCUGCGGCUGAAAACUUUUUGAGACAGUUUCGAGGCAGUUCUUCUGAAUAACAUGCUCUCAGAUCUGAAGUUGCAAAGUGGAACCUUGGUAGCAUACAUUGGCCCAUUAAAAUCCUUUAAAUCAAAAGCUGAGUUUCUACCACUUUUACCAUGAACUCUAAUUUUCUCCGUAGAUUUUCAAUUAUUAUUUUCAAUGUACAGCAUGAGUCUUUGCUAUGUCUAACAGGAUACAUGAAGCUCUAUCUUAUUAUAAAUUCUACUUUGAUUUUUUAUGCCCUUUUAGUUGUAUGCAAGUGAUUUUUGGUUUGGUGCUUCAUUUCCUGAACAGGUCUGUUAUCAACCCUUAUUUGGAUGUAAUUUAGCAGAAAGGAACCAAUGUAAUUAUAGUGUUGCGCAAAUCGUGCAACGUUUUCUUUGCUUUUAAAAAAAAUUGAAUGCAUGUACUUUUGAUGACUUUUACAGAAUAGUUCUCUCUAAAAAUUGACCAUUUUUUGGCAGAAAAACCAAGAAAAUUUUGGCUUGUAGAAAUCUUUGAGAUAGAACAACGUUGCACGAGUUUUGCAACACUGUAACCGCAUUGAGUCCCCUCUCCUAAAUUCGAAAAAUAACUAGUAAAAUUCUGCCGUGCUAAGGAAGAACUUCGUGACUUUUUGUCACUUAAUGUAAACUGUUAAUGUAAAAGGGUGCUCUUCAAAUCAUCAAAAAUUGGAAUAUGUUUUCGUGACCUUCCUCUAUCUUCCCUGAAGGUAAAAAUAAUAUUUUUUUUAUUCUUUUAUGUUAUUUUCCCUCCGCUGAAUGAUAUUGAGAAAAUUGUGUAAUGUGGUCACACCAAACUUACUGAUUGCAUCAAUGAAAUCGUCAGAUUUUUCAUCAGCAUGAUGUUUGAAUUUUGCACUUUUAUGAUGCGCACACUGAUUAUGUCCAUGUUUUAUCUUCUUUUCAUCAGUGCCUUAUUUAAAUUGUUAAAUUUCAUGGAUUGGUGCACAAUCAUGUGCAUACGUUUGGUACUUCCCUUAGAGUUGAAUCAUUUUAUUUUUUUGUAAUUUAUUUAAAACGUAGCAUUUAGGAUAACAGUAACGGUGUUUUCUUAAAUUGAAUGAUUUAAAGUUUGUGUCAAAUUGGUUUGCAAACGUUUAGACUGUAACCAUCGAUCUGUCAGCUUGAUUUUCAUGAUGAAAUUAUUGACUUUUGUAUAAGCAAUAAAAAAUUCAAAAUAAAAUCUUACCCAAGAAAUCUUACACUUCCUCAA
Molecule: messenger RNA, 6545 nt
Organism: Bemisia tabaci
Lineage: Eukaryota; Metazoa; Arthropoda; Insecta; Hemiptera; Aleyrodidae
Source: RefSeq, a predicted model, not a curated record